AUGGGGAUGUGUCCAGCAUAUGUUCUGCAGUUAAAAAACAUGCUGAAAAAACCGAAGGCAGUAAGAUUGCUCGUCUAUGCUGCCAUUGCUCAGGGUGUUCUAGGAUGCCUCACAUCACUGCUGGGUGCUGUAGCCCCAGAAUGGGUGUACACGGAGCACGGCAUUAGAGCGGGUCUCCUUCUUGCCUGCAAUGGGACUUGCGAGGCGUUUGCCGCAGAAGGGGCAAUCGUGGCGUCCAAGGUGUUUGUAGUGAUCGCUUUUUUCUACGCAGUGGCUGGAGUCAUCGACUUGCUUGUGUACUACAUCAGGUUUUUCCGCCAUGACGUCAUUCACAGAUCACUACCUAUGAUUGCUGCUGUUCUCUAUUUUAUUGCAGUUGUGUUGCAAGCCACAGGAGUAAUCAUCUUUGCAGCCCAAGGAAAAACUGACGCAGAGAUGGCCCUUGAAAGUCCUGUAACUCUUGGCUACGCCUUUACUGUGACGAUUAUCGCUGGAGUUAUACUGGCCCUUGCCGGCAUUUCGUCCUUACUUCAUCGUUCUGGUUUGGCCAAUGUUUCAGAGGAUAUAGAACUUCAAGAUAGCGAUCACCCAUAUUAA
Molecule: messenger RNA, 597 nt
Organism: Candidula unifasciata
Lineage: Eukaryota; Metazoa; Mollusca; Gastropoda; Stylommatophora; Geomitridae
Source: the annotation of a GenBank genome assembly